This is a messenger RNA of Fukomys damarensis (Damara mole-rat), 1399 nucleotides long. RefSeq names its product septin 12 (gene Septin12). NCBI's taxonomy places the organism in Eukaryota, Metazoa, Chordata, Mammalia, Rodentia, Bathyergidae. The record is from RefSeq and is a predicted model, not a curated record. Gene Ontology annotation, cellular component: septin ring; septin complex; cell division site. Gene Ontology annotation, biological process: cytoskeleton-dependent cytokinesis. The transcript is spliced from 11 exons. Bases 170 to 1228 code for a protein of 352 amino acids. Gene Ontology annotation, molecular function: GTPase activity; molecular adaptor activity; GTP binding.
GUUAACUGCCACCCUCCCCUCCCCCUUGACGCACACACCCGGGCCAGGUGGCAGCUCCCCAGGGAUCACCACCAGGACUCCUGUGGCCUCAGACACCCCUGGGCUUCGACAAGUCUGAGCCAUUUGAGAAUCCUGCCUGCCCUGAGGGCAUCUUUGUGUCCUUGGCCCCAUGGACACCCUGAGGCAAUCCCCCUCCCCCUGCUCCUCGAGACCCUCCAGCCCCAGGACCCCACCCUGCGAGAUGCCUGCCUCUGUGGGCAUUGAGGCAGUGCUGGACCAACUGAAGAUCAAGGCCAUGAAGACAGGGUUCGAGUUCAACAUCAUGGUUAUAGGGCAGAGUGGGCUGGGCAAGUCCACAAUGGUGAACACAUUGUUCAAGUCCGAAGUAUGGAAGUCGCCCCUGCCGGUGCCAGCGGUACCCAUACCCCAGACGCUGCAGCUACACUCAGUGACCCACGUCAUCGAGGAGAAGGGGCUGAAGUUGAAGCUCACAGUGACCGACACUCCCGGCUUCGGGGAUCAGAUCAACAACGACAAGUGCUGGGAACCCAUCCUGGGCUACAUCAACGAGCAGUAUGAGCGGUACCUGCAGGAGGAAAUUCUCAUCACACGUCAGCACCACAUCCCUGACACCCGGGUACACUGCUGUGUAUACUUCGUGCCGCCCACUGGGCAUUGCCUGCGGCCCCUGGACAUCGAGUUCCUGCAGCGGCUGUGCCGGACUGUGAAUGUAGUGCCCGUGAUUGCCCGGGCCGACAGCCUGACCAUCGAGGAGCGUGAGGCCUUCAGGAGCAGGAUCCAGAAAGACCUGAAAAGUCACUGCAUCGAUGUGUAUCCCCAGAAGCGCUUCGAUGAGGAUGUCAACGACAGGAUUCUCAACAGCAAGAUCCGGGAGCGGAUCCCAUUCGCUGUGGUCGGGGCAGACCAAGAGCACUUGGUGAACGGGAGGUGCGUCCUGGCCCGGAAGACCAAGUGGGGCAUCAUCGAAGUGGAGAACACGGCGCACUGCGAGUUUCCUCUCCUGAGAGAUCUGCUCAUCCGUUCCCACAUGCAGGACCUGAAGGACAUCACCCACAACAUCCACUAUGAGAACUACCGUGUUGUCAGACUCAACGAGAGCCACCAGCUGCCUCGAGGGCCAGGCUGGGUGAACCUGCCCCCCGUGAAGCUGCCUCCCACCUCUGCUGGUCAGCCGACUACACCUGGACCCUCAGGGGCCUGCAAGUGAACCCAGGAGGAACCCAAGUAUGAGUUCUGAGUUCCAAAAGAUUUAGACCUGCAGGGCUCCCCAAAUUCUUAGCAACUGGACCUCGACACACACCUGUAUCCUACAGUAUCUGUUAAAGAUAGACAUUGUCUUUUAUAAAAAGCUAUGCUUUGAUGACGAAAGGUAUCUUGU